This is a messenger RNA of Nicotiana tabacum (common tobacco), 1191 nucleotides long. The record is from RefSeq and is a predicted model, not a curated record. Lineage: Eukaryota; Viridiplantae; Streptophyta; Magnoliopsida; Solanales; Solanaceae.
AUGACGACCUGGAAUUGGGUUUUGGUGGCUGCAUUCUUAAACAGAAAGCAUAUUUCUCCAUCAGAUACACGUAUGCUUCAUGGGACCCACACCAUCAAGAAUGUCAAUCCCACCAUGUCUCAUGAUAAUAUUGGUAUUCUUCUUCACACCAAUCGAUUCAGAUUCUUGGACAAGGCUUGUAUAAAAGUGCAAGAUGGAAAUAACACAAAAGAGAUAAGUCGAUGGAGACUUUGCACAGUAACACAAGUAGAGCAAGUGAAGAUCCUAAUUUCAGUCAUUCCCAUCUUUGCUUGCACUAUAAUUUUCAAUACCAUUUUAGCACAACUUCAAACUUUUUCAGUACAACAAGGAAGUACCAUGAACACUAAGCUAACUAAAAAUUUCCAUAUCCCUCCAGCUUCCCUUCAGUCAAUUCCUUACAUAUUGUUAAUUUUCAUAGUCCCUCUCUAUGACACAUUUUUCGUCCCUUUCGCGAGAAAAUUCACCGGUCAUGAUUCAGGCAUCACCCCUCUGCAACGUAUAGGUCUUGGCCUAUUUAUCUCGACUUUCUCCAUGGUAUCAGCAGCCUUAAUGGAAAACAAAAGGAGAAUUUCUGCAGUGAACGAAAAUAAAACCAUAUCAAUAUUUUGGAUCACCCCACAAUUCUUGAUUUUUGGAAUAUCUGAGAUGUUCACUGCAGUUGGACUUAUUGAGUUCUUUUACAAACAAUCCUUAAAAGGGAUGCAAUCCUUUUUAACAGCCAUUACUUAUUGCUCAUAUUCAUUUGGCUUUUAUUUAAGCUCACUUCUUGUUUCAUUAGUGAAUAACAUCACUUCAAAUUCAUCACAUGGUGGCUGGCUUAGUGACAAUAAUCUCAACAAAGACAGACUUGAUCUUUUCUAUUGGUUGUUGGCAGUGCUGAGCUUUCUCAACUUCUUCAACUAUCUGUUUUGGGCUACAUGGUAUUCCAAAAAUCAAACUUCAUCAGCAACAAUACAGCAAGAUUUUAAUUUCAAAGUUGUUGGAGAUGAUAGUAUAGCAUAAUUAAUUAAUGGAAUUACUAUGUACUUUUAGGGGAAUAAUUUUCUCUAAAUUCUCUAAGGUGCCUAUGGCAAUGAUGAUAUAUAACUCUACAUAGGUGAUUGGAAUAUGUAAAUGUCUACAAAAAUCCGACUAAUCAUGGACGUAAUCCUGUUAUUGGUUGGUUAUAUG